Molecule: messenger RNA, 3289 nt
Organism: Nomascus leucogenys (northern white-cheeked gibbon)
Lineage: Eukaryota; Metazoa; Chordata; Mammalia; Primates; Hylobatidae
Source: RefSeq, a predicted model, not a curated record
ACUCUUUAUAAAUGUGUAAUAUAAUAAUAGCCGUUUCAUUGUUGUAAAUAACCAGCUCUAGGGGCAGGUCCAGGAACUCAUUAUUUUCCAAGCAGUGAGGGGUAUACACGACGUUUCGAGAUAUCCACAACCUGAUGUGCCAGUGUCUGUGAUUGUAAUUCGUAACAAAGUUGCAGGUACUGCUAACAGUACACUCUUAAUAAGAGGAAAAACUAAAUAUUAGAAGUUGAUGAAAGUCAAUAUGUAACUUUUUCCCAUGUGAAUUCGACUUACAGACCCCUUAGGGCGCACGGACCACAGGUUAAGGCCCCCUUGAAGGGGCACGAGUUUAGGAGAAGCUCCGUUGUGGGUUUUCAGUCCUGAAGGUGAGCCGCGGGGUAGGCACGCAUGGGCGCUCAGAAAAGGGAAGACAGAGGCGCCUCCCCGGCUGCGCCUGCGGAGGGAUGACCCACACUCCCCUCCCCUGACUUCUUUGGCCUGGUUUCACGCGACUAGAGGAAGUUAAAGACCCGUGUGACUGAAGAGGAGCUCACAGUUCCCAGCGUCUGCUCCCGCGGUGUCCAGCGCCCAGAAUGCAGCUUCUGGUCCUGCUAUGGGGUUGCCUGCUGCUCCCAGGUUAUGAAGCCUUGGAGGGCCCAAAGGAAAUCAGCGGGUUCGAAGGGGACACUGUGUCCCUGCAGUGCAUCUACAGGGAAGAGCUGAGGGACCACCGGAAGUACUGGUGCAGGAAGGGUGGGAUCCUGUUCGCUCGCUGCUCUGGCACCAUCUAUGCAGGAGAGGAAGGCCAGGAGACAACGGAGGGCAGGGUGUCCAUCCGUGACAGCCGCCAGGAGCUCUCGCUCAUUGUGACCCUGUGGAAUCUCACCCUGCAAGACGCUGGGAAGUACUGGUGUGGGGUCGAAAAACGGGGCCCCGAUGAGUCUUUACUGAUCUCUCUGUUCGUCUUUCCAGGACCCUGCUGUCCUCCCUCCCCUUCUCCCACCUUCCAGCCUCUGGCUACAACACGCCUGCAGCCCAAGGCAAAAGCUCAGCAAGCCCAGCCCCCAGGAUUGACUUCUCCUGGGCUCUACCCGGCCAUCACCACAGCCAAGCAGGGGAAGACAGGGGCUGAGGCCACUCCAUUCUCAGGGACGUCCCAGUAUGGGCACGAAAGGACUUCUCAGUACACAGGAACCUCUCCUCAGGCAGCGACCUCUCCUCCUGCAGGGAGCUCCCGCCCCCCCAUGCAGCUGGACUCCACAUCAGCAGAGGACGCCAGUCCAGCUCUCAGCAGUGGCAGCUCUAAGCCCAGGGUGUCCAUCCCAACGGUCCGCAUACUGGCCCCAGUCCUGGUGCUGCUGAGCCUUCUGUCAGCCGCAGGCCUGAUCGCCUUCGGCAGCCACCUGCUCCUGUGGAGAAAGGAAGCUCAACAGGCCACGGAGACACAGAGGAACGAGAAGGUCUGCCUCUCACACUUGACUACAGAGGAAAAGGAAGCCCCUUCCCAGGCCCCUGAGGGGGACGUGAUCUCGAUGCCUCCCCUCCACACAUCUGAGGAGGAGCUGGGCUUCUCGAAGUUUGUCUCAGUGUAGGGCAGGAGGCCCUCCUGGCCAGGCCAGCCGUGAAGCAGUGUGGCUGGCUGGAUCAGCACCGAUUCCCGAAAGCUUUCCACCUCAGCCUCACAGUCCAGCUGCCCGGACUCCAGGGCUCUCCCCACCCUCCCCAGGCUCUCCUCCUGCGUGUUCCAGCCUGACCUAGAAGCGUUUGUCAGCCCUGAAGCCCAGAGCGGUGGCCUUGCCCUUCCGGCUGGAGACUGGGACAUCCCUGAUAGGUUCACAUCCCUGGGCAGGGUACCAGGCUGCUGACCCUCAGCAGGGCCAGGCAAGGCUCAGUGGAUCUGGUCUGAGUUUCUAUCUGCCAGGAACUCUCCUGGGCCUCAUGCCCAGUGUCGGACCCUGCCUUCCUCCCGCUCCAGACCCCACCUUGUCCUCCCUCCCUGGCGUCCUCAGACUCAGUCCCACGGUCUCCUGCAUCAGCUGGUGAUGAAGAGGAGCAUGCUGGGGUGAGACUGGGAUUCCGGCUUCUCUUUGAGCCACCUGCAUCCCAGCCCUUCAGGAAGCCUGUGAAAAAUGUGAUUCCUGGGCCCCACCAAGACCCACCAAAACCAUCUCUGGGGCUUGGUGCAGGACUCUGAAUUUCUAACAAUGCCCAGUGACUGUUGCACUUGAGUUUGAGGGCCGGUGGGCCUGAUGAACGCGCAGACCCCUCCAGCUUGGAGUCUGCAUUUGGGCUGUGACGUCUCCCACCUACCCCCAUGAGAUCUGCUCUGUCCACGACACCACGACCCAGCUGGGGACUCCCCUGAGGCCUGCCUAAGUCCAGGCCUGGGUCAGGUCAGGUGCACAUUGCAGGGAUAAGCCCAGGACUGGCAGAGAGUGGUUGCCUUUCCAUUUGCCCUCCCUGGCCAUGCCUUCUUCCCUUUGGAAAAAUGAUGAAGAAAACCUUGGCUCCUUCCUUGUCUGGAAAGGGUUACUUGCCUAUGGGUUCUGGUGGCUAGAGAGAGGAGUAGAAAACCAGAGUGCACGUGGGUGUCUAACACGGAGGAGUGUAGGAACAGGGCAGAUACCUGAAGGUGACUCCGAGUCCAGCCCCCUGGAGAAGGGGUCGGAGGUGGGGGUAAAGUAGCACAACUACUAUUUUUUUCUUUUUCUAUUAUUAUUGUUUUUUAAGACAGAAUCUCACGCUGCCACCCAGGCUGGAGUGCAGUGGCACGAUCUGCAAACUCCGCCUCCUGGGUUCAAGCGAUUCUCCUGCCUCAGCCUCCCGAGUAGCUGGGAUUACAGGCACGCACCACUACACCUGGCCGAUUUUUGUAUUUUUAGUAGAGACGGGGUUUCACCAUGUUGGCCAGGCUGGUCCCGAACUCCUGACCUCAAAUGAUCCUCCUGCUUCCGUCUCCCAAAUUGCCGGGAUUACAGGCAUGAGCCACCGCGCCUAGCCCUAUUUCCUUUAAAAAGUGAAAUUAAGAGUUGUUCAGUAUGCAAAACUUGGAAAGAUGGAGGGGAAAAAGAAAAGGAAGAAAAAAUGUCGCCCAUAGUCUCACCAGAGACUAUCAUUAUUUCGUUUUGUUGUACUUCCUUCCACUCUUUUCUUCUCCACAUAAUUUGCCGGUGUUCUUUUUACAGAGCAAUUAUCUUGUAUAUACAACUUUGUAUCCUGCCUUUUCAACUUUAUCGUUCCAUCACUUUAUUCCAGCACUUCUCUGUGUUUUACAGAACUUUUUAUAAAUAAAAUGUUCAUCAGCUGCAUA